Eutrema salsugineum is the source of this 2000-nucleotide messenger RNA. RefSeq names its product probable serine/threonine-protein kinase At1g54610. The transcript has 6 exons. The record is from RefSeq and is a predicted model, not a curated record. Gene Ontology annotation, molecular function: cyclin-dependent protein serine/threonine kinase activity; ATP binding; RNA polymerase II CTD heptapeptide repeat kinase activity. Gene Ontology annotation, cellular component: nucleus; cyclin-dependent protein kinase holoenzyme complex. NCBI's taxonomy places the organism in Eukaryota, Viridiplantae, Streptophyta, Magnoliopsida, Brassicales, Brassicaceae. Gene Ontology annotation, biological process: positive regulation of transcription elongation by RNA polymerase II; protein phosphorylation. The coding region runs from base 1 to 1860 and encodes 619 amino acids.
AUGGGUUGCAUGAUUUCUUCCCGGAAAAAGAAACAGGCGACAAAAGGGUCGCCGGAAAACCGUCCUCGCUUCCACAUUCCUACAUCACAAACUAUAAUAGAUGAUGAUGAUCAAGCCCAGAAGGAUACAAAAUUGUUGAAGAUGAGUGAUAAAUUAGGACCCAAGGAGCUGAAGAGAGAGGAAAGUGUUCUUGUUGUUAAUUCUCAUCCUCGGUCAUCGGAAUUAGCUGCCUCCGGUUGGCCACCGUGGCUUAUCUCUGCCGCUGGUGAAGCGCUUGUCGGUUGGAUCCCUGGCCGUGAAUCUCACUUCGAGAAGCAAGAACAAAUUGGAGGAGGAACAUUCAGUAAGGUGUUCAAAGGUAGAGAUCUUCUCCGUAAUAAAACCGUAGCUUUGAAGAGAAUCCGAUUUGAUCUCAGCGACUCAGAAAGCAUCAAGUGUAUAGCCAGAGAGAUCAUAAUCCUGCGGAAGCUAGAUCAUCCCAAUGUCAUCAAAUUGGAAGGAUUAAUGCUAGUAGACCACGAUUCCUCUAUCCUCUACAUGAUCUUUGAGUACAUGGAACAUGACCUUUUGGGACUCUCUUCAUUACUCGGUGUCGAAUUCUCAGAACCUCAGGUCAAAUGCUAUAUGACGCAGCUCUUAAGAGGGCUUGAUCAUUGUCACACCAAUCAUGUACUUCAUCGAGAUAUAAAAAGCUCGAAUCUUCUCAUAAACGGAAAUGGAGUCCUCAAGAUUGCGGAUUUUGGGUUAUCAACGUUCUUUGAUCCUCAUAACAGUGUUCCAUUGACUACACAUGUUGUAACUCUAUGGUAUCGACCUCCUGAGCUUUUGCUUGGAGCCUCUCAUUACGGUGUUGGGAUUGACUUGUGGAGCACAGGCUGCGUAAUCGGUGAAUUAUACGCUGGAAAGCCUAUUCUUCCUGGGAAAAACGAGACAGAACAACUGCAAAAGAUAUUCGAGUUGUGUGGAUCGCCUUCAGAGGAUUAUUGGACAAAACUAAAGCUACAGCUUCCAACUCCAAUGAGACCCAUGUUUCCAUAUGGUUCAAAUAUAGCAGAGACAUUCAAAGAGUUUCCAAGUCCUGUUAUUUCGCUUCUAGAGACUUUGCUCUCAGUAGACCCAGAUUUUCGAGGGAGUGCAGCUAGUGCUCUCAAGAGCGAGUACUUUAAAACUGAGCCAUUGGCUUGUGAUCCAUCUUCUCUACCAAAAUACCCACCCACUAAGGAAAUCGACAUUAAAAUGCGCGAUGAAACUAGAAAGCAAGCUUCUCAAAGUAGAAGAAUAGAUAAACCUCAAGCUGUCCAGCCAAUUAUAUCGGAUUCUUCUCUCAGAGAAGCGGUGCAGAGCAAAUGUCCAGAUUCCAGGAGCACAGACAAUUCAUUUACUAAGUCUUCCGAGGAAGACGAGAAUUUGACUUCACCGGAUCAUUCUACUAGACAUAUGCAGACAAAUAAGGACAUGACAACCGAGGAUGAAUGUGGAGAUGAAGUCUCUGACACAGAUUUAUCUCGACACAAUCAGAAUCUAGGAGGGUCGAUGAAUAUGGAAGACGACAUACCUUGGCCAAUGAGUCCAUCUAGAGAUAACUCAACAUCAGUUCUGCCUAGCGUUUAUGAGAAUGGAACAACUAAGGACAUGACAACCGAGGAUGAAUGUGGAGCAGAAGUCUCUGACACAGAUUUAUCUCGACACAAUCAGAAUCUAGGAGGGUCGAUGAAUAUGGAAGACGACAUACCUUGGCCAAUGAGUCCAUCUAGGGAUAACUCAACAUCAGUUCUGCCUAGCGUUUAUGAGAAUGGAACAUCUUCAUCGGCGAUAGUAGGCAUCAAACACACCCUGACUGAGGAUUGUACUGUCAAUUAGAUUCAAUAGUAAAAGAAUAGAACAGAUUCAAGCACAAAUAAACAAUAUUCUUGGCCAGUAUCUUGUUUUUAUUCCAAAAAAGAAAAAGAAAAUAGAAUCAAAGAGAUACAAUGAGUUUCCCGAUUUGGGAGGAAAAAUUA